Molecule: messenger RNA, 2076 nt
Organism: Aplosporella prunicola CBS 121167
Lineage: Eukaryota; Fungi; Ascomycota; Dothideomycetes; Botryosphaeriales; Aplosporellaceae
Exons: 2
Coding region: 1-2076 (691 amino acids)
Cellular component (GO): VCP-NPL4-UFD1 AAA ATPase complex
Molecular function (GO): polyubiquitin modification-dependent protein binding
Source: RefSeq, a predicted model, not a curated record
AUGUCUGCAGAAGACCCCGUCUCGCUACAAUGGUCCGCCCAGUUCAACGCUGUUCCAUCGUCCAAAGCCGCCCUCUUGCCCGGUGACAAGCUUCUCUUGCCGCCGUCCGCUCUUGAGCAGCUCUUGGCUGCAGCACCCAUUAUUGCGGCCCCUUCUACCUCGAACCAACCGCGAACCGCAGACUUUGACCCCUACAACCCGUAUUCCUUUGCCGCCGAGAGACACGCGCGCGAUCAACUCCAGAAUCGCCAACAGCAACUUCCGCAUCCUCUCACCUUCCGCCUAGUCAAUCCCGAGAAUGGGAGAGCUGUUUAUGCUGGUAUACAAGAAUUCUCCGCGGAAGAGGGCGAGGUGGUAUUGAGCAAAUUCUUGAGGGAGUCGCUUGGUCUGGAUGACACAGAUGCGGGUCACAAUAUUGACAGCAAUGAGACCAUGGAGAAUAGAGAAGAGGAGGAUGUAACUGGUGGAGCGAGGAGUACUAGGAUCACUGUGCACGCCAAGACGCUUCGAAAAGGCACUUUCGUCAAACUUCGCCCACUGGAGGCCGGCUACGACCCGGAAGACUGGAAAUCAUUGCUGGAACAACAUCUACGCUCCAAUUUCACAACACUGACGAGUGGCGAGAUACUCGUGGUACCUGGUGCACGGGGCAUAGGUCGGAAAAAAGAGGAAUUUAGGUUUUUAAUCGAUGGCUUUAAACCAGAAGACGAUGGCAUCUGCGUGGUCGACACUGACCUUGAGGUGGACAUUGAAGCCUUGAACGAGGAACAAGCACGGGAAACCUUGAAGAGGAUAGCUGCAAAAAAGAUGAGAGCGCCGGGAAAAGAAGGUGGCAGCUCACCUGGUGGAAAACUCAACUUGUUAAAGUCUGAGCAGGGCCAAGUACUGGAUGGAGAGUACGUUGACUACGAGAUACCUUCGUGGAUACGCUCCCAAGGGCUCGAGAUUCAAUUAAGCGGGGUGGAUGGUGAAGACGAAAUCGAUCUUUACGUGAGCCCCUUUGGUGCACGACAGCGAGCGAAGCCUCGAGCAGACGAGUAUGUCUUUGCAGACGUCUCAAGCGGCUUCUCGAAGCGGAUAAGGUUGCAGCCCACGAAUGUCGGAUUAGAAGACGCGGAGUCAGUAUGGGUGUCCGUCCAUGCGUUUCCCCAGAGUAUACCGGAAGCAGAAGGUUCCGGCAGCCAGAAAAUGCCCAAGCAGUUCCAGCUUCGUGCAGUUCCAUUCGACCCGAAGGAUGAUUUGGAACCUUCCAAGCAGGUGGCACCGCCAUCAGUUCCUCCAAAUCCGGACGAUGUCCAAUGCAAGAACUGUCAACAGUGGUUUUGCCAUCUCGAGGUUCCACAGGAGGGUGAUCCCAAUAUACCAAACCCAGAGGCUCUUCUGUCAGGCCUGACGCCCCAUGAGUUGGCCGACGGCGCACGCACAACAGAAUGCCAUCUGUGUGCCAAGAUUGUCCGCUUGCGAGAUAUGUCAACGCACCUUAAACACCACGACUUGGAACGACUAUCCAGACCUACGCCGCGGAUCUGCCGCAACGUCAAUUGCGGCCGUACCCUAGACGGUGCCAACAAGACCGGCGACACAAGAGCAGGGACUCGCAUGGGACAGGGACCUGGAAAUGACAUUGGUCUCUGCAGCGUGUGCUUCGGGCCCUUGUACGUGAGCAUGUACGACCCGGAGGGCAAGGCACUGAAGAGGAGGGUGGAGAGGCGUUACUUGCAACAGUUGCUGACUGGCUGCGGGAAAGAGUGGUGCGGGAACGAGAUGUGCAAGAAUGGGCGUCAGAAGCGGGGGAUCACGCCAAAUUCGCUGUCAACGAAGGAUGCACUGCCCGUCAUUAAGUCAUUUGUGGAAAGCCUGGCAAAUGGCGAGACGCCACUGCAUUUCUGCACCGAUGAGGGUAGUCAGAGGAGGAGAAGCAUGGCGGAGAUGCUGGCUGCUGAGGGAGACGUCAGUGGCAAGGGAGGGUUUGGGCUGGAGUGGUGCUGCGCUGCGCUCGAAGCCGAAGGGGGCGACUUGGAGAAGGCGGGGGUGUGGCUGAAGGGCUGGGCGCCGCAGAGGGGGGAGUGCAGCUAG